Messenger RNA from Nerophis ophidion (straightnose pipefish), 3905 nucleotides. RefSeq names its product neuronal pentraxin IIb (gene nptx2b). NCBI's taxonomy places the organism in Eukaryota, Metazoa, Chordata, Actinopteri, Syngnathiformes, Syngnathidae. The record is from RefSeq and is a predicted model, not a curated record. The transcript has 5 exons. The coding region runs from base 262 to 1581 and encodes 439 amino acids.
UCAGCGCCACACUUCACUCAGUUUGCGCCAGGAAUAGUUCUGCUAACGAGCCAUAUUACGCGGACAGAACUCAGCCGUGAACGGAUUUUCUGUGCGCUAUCAACAUGUUUAAUUCCAAAAUGUAGGCAUAUUGUUUCGUCGAACAAGUUGUUCUGGCCAAUGCGCGCGUAAAUCCGCAUUUGGGUGUUUUACGCACAGACCUCUGUGUGUGUGGGUUUUUUUUUGUUUGUUUUUUUCACUUUUCUCUCAACUUUUGCAGGUAUGUUUUCAUUUGUUUACGCCUUUUUAUGUUUCUGCGCCCUGGGCUGCCGGCAGCAGGCGAGCAGCCAAGCGGACGACGGUAAAAGGUACAUUUGCCGCGCGGUGCCGCUCAUCGGCGACGCCACCAGCUGCCCGGUGACCUUGUUACCUGAAGCCAGCGCCGGUGGACAGGAAGAAGAGCUGCGUAACACCGUCAUGCAGCUACGGGAGACCAUUCUGCAACAGAAAGCAACCAUUUCCAAACAGAUAGGCACCAUCAACGAGCUGACCACCAAACUAUCCCUGUGCGCUUCCACAAGCGAUGAUCGCAAGUACGAGAAGGGAGCUUCUUGGGGUAAAGAGAAACAAAACACCAUGGGAGAUGUCCCAAGAGAUCCAAAUGACACUAUUGAGAAUCUCGGCAAAACAAUGCAAGGGCUCAAGGAUCGGUUGGAGAACUUGGAGCAACAGCAGAUGCGGGCCAACAUAUCCGGCGCGCCCUUCCCCAGCGAGCUGCGUGACUUGCUGCAGCGUCGCCUGGUCGAGCUGGAGAAACAGCUCCUGAAGAAGGUCAGCAACCUGGAGGCGGAGAAGAGCAUGCUCUCCAACGCCACGGCGGCGUACCGGAUGAAGACGGAGAGCACGCUCAACGCCCUUGUGGAGAGAAUAAGCGAGCUGGAGAAAGGAGGUGAAGACUUUAAGUCCCCCGAGCAGUUCAAACUCUCCCUCCCCCAACGUACAAACUACUUGUACGGCCGCAUCACCAAAAGCCUCCCUGAGAUGUACGCAUUCACGCUCUGCAUGUGGAUCAAAUCCAGCGCCAGCCCAGGCAUAGGGACACCAUUUUCCUACGGUGUUCCCGGACAAGCCAAUGAGAUCGUACUGAUCGAAUGGGGAAAUAACCCGAUUGAGCUGCUAAUCAACGAUAAGGUUGCCCAGCUGCCUUUGGAGGUACGCGACGGAAGGUGGCAUCACAUCUGCAUCUGCUGGACCACAAGGGAUGGCCAAUGGGAGGCUUACCAAGAUGGGGUAAAACAAGGGACAGGAGAUAACCUGGCGGCGUGGCACCCUAUCAAACCAGGAGGGGUGAUCAUCCUGGGACAGGAGCAGGACGUUGUAGGUGGACGCUUUGAUGCUGGACAGGCGUUUGUGGGCGAACUGAGCCAAGUUAACAUUUGGGACCGCGUUCUGAAGCCGGCGGAGAUCCAGUCUAUGGCCAACUGUACGUCGUACACGCCUGGUAAUGUGAUCUCGUGGGUAGCCAGCAACGUGGAAGUGUUUGGGAGGGGAGCCUUCAAGAGGCCCUUGGAGAUGUGUCAGGAGCGCCUGCCUAAUACCUAAACACUUAUUAUAUAGCCUUUGCCUUUAAUUAGUUGCUUUUCCCAUGCAUUCACCAUUUUUGUCUAAGUACUGCAUAUGGAAGCUAUGUGUAAUAAGUAUUUUAAGUGUUGUACGUAUAGUGUUGGAUGUGCAAAUUACAAACCCCGGUUCAAUAUGAGAUGGCAAAUUGUGUUAGAUGUAAAUAUAAACGGAAUACAAUGAUUUGCAAAUCAUUUUCAACCCAUAUUCAGUUGAAUAUGCUACAAAGACAACAUAUUUGAUGUUCUAACUAAUAAACAUUUUUUUUUGCAAAUAAUCAUUAACUUUAGAAUUUGAUGCCAGCAACACGUGACAAAGAAGAUGGCAAAGGUGGCAAUAAAUACUGAUAAAAUUGAGGAAUGCUCAUCAAACACUUAUAUGGAACAUCCCACAGGUGUGCAGGCUAAUUGGGAACAGGUGGGUGCCAUGAUUGGGUAUAAAAGCAGCUUCCAUGAAAUGCUAAGUAAUUCACAAACAAGGAUGGCGUGAGGGUCACCACUUUGUAAGCAAAUUGUCGAACAGUUUUAGAACAACAUUUCUCAACGAGCUAUUGCAAGGAAUUUAGGGAUUUUACCAUCUACGGUCCGUAAAAUUAUCAAAAGGUUCAGAAAAUCUGGAGAAAUCACUGCACAUACGCGAUGAUAUUACGGACCUUUGAAUCCUCAGGUGGUACUGCAUCAAAAAAUGACAUCAUUGUGUAAAGGAUAUCGCCACAUGGGCUCAGGAACACUUCAUAAAACCACUGUCAGUAACUAUAGUUGGUCGCUACAUCUGCAAGUGCAAGUUAAAACUCUGUUAUGCAAAGCCAAACCCAUUUAUCAACAACACCCUGAAACGCCGCUGGCUUUGCUGGGCCCAAGCUCAUCUGAGAUGGACUGAUGCAAAGUGGAAAAGUGUUCUGUGGUCUGACGAGUCCACAUUUCAAAUUUAAUUUGGAAACAGUGGACGUGGUGUCCUCCAGAACAAAGAGGAAAAUAACCAUUCAGAUUGUUAUAGGCGCAAAGUUCAAAAGCCAGCAUCUGUGAUGGUACGGGGGUGUAUUAGUGCCCAAGGCAUGGGUAACUUACACAUUUGUGAAGGCACCAUUAAUGCUGAAAGGUCCAUACAGGUUUUGGAGCAACAUAUGUUGUCAUCCAACCAACGUUAUCACGGAUGCCCCUGCUUAUUUCAGCAACACAAUAUCAAGCCACCUGUUACAACAGCGUGGCUUCAUAGUAAAAGAGUGCGGGUACUUUCCUGGCACGCAUGGAGUCCAGACCUGUCUCCCAUUGAAAAUGUGUGGCGCAUUAUGAAGCGUAAAAUAUGACAGCGGAGACCCCGGACUGCUGAACAACUGAAGCUCUACAUAAAACCAGAAUGGGAAAGAAUUCCACUUUCAAAGCUUCAAAAAUUAUUUUCCUCAGUUCCCAAAUGUUUAUUGAGUGUUGUUGAAAGAAACGGUGAUGUAACACAGCGGUGAACAUGCCCUUUCCCAACUACUUUGGCACGUAUUGCAGCCAUGAAAUUCUAAGUUAAUUAUUAUUUGCAAAACAAAAUAAAGCUUAUGAGUUUGAACAUCAAAUAUCUUGUCUUUGUAGUGCAUUCAAUUGAAUAUGGGUUGAAAAGGAUUUGCAAAUCAUUGUAUUCCGUUUAUAUUUACAUCUAACACAAUUUCCCAACUUAUAUGGAAACGGGGUUUGUAGGAUUUUGACACACUUCCAAUCCCUCUCAUAUACCGAGAGGCUUUGAGGUGAUGAUGAUGCAUUCUAUGCCCUCGCAGACGCACAAAUACAAACACACGGAGGCUCAGACUGGCUCACAGUUUGCCAUUGCGUGCUGUGUAAGAGAGAGUGGGAGGGAAGAUUAGCUUUAAAGUCUAGCUAAUGUUAUGUCUAUUACUUAGCUAGGAAAUCGGCUUGGAGCCAAAAACAAUCACAACAUGUAUCCUGACAACUUUAGUCCACUAGUCUAUGUUUGCACUUUAUCAGAGAAAGAACAUUUUGCAUGGACACCAGUGACGCUAAUCACAGUGCUUUCUCCCUCCUUGCCUUUUACACAUGAACAAAACAAAUGUGUUUGGUAGCAUCAUCAUUGUAAAACAUGUGUACCUGCUAUUUGUUGAAUAUCUUGCAGUGGAUUCCAUUAGCUGUCAAAGCUAUGAAUGUAUACUUGUAAUAUGAGUCGUAGUGUCCUGCAUUGUUUUGUAUGGCAGUUUUCCGUAUAAUCAUGUCUGUGGCCUUCAUAAUGACUGAGGUGCCAACUCAUGUUUUGUAAGUCCCAAUAUGACAUCGCCAAUAAGUGUGAAAUAAAGAGAGCUGCUAACUAAA